Molecule: messenger RNA, 919 nt
Organism: Neopelma chrysocephalum (saffron-crested tyrant-manakin)
Lineage: Eukaryota; Metazoa; Chordata; Aves; Passeriformes; Pipridae
Gene: RIT1
Product: Ras like without CAAX 1
Exons: 4
Coding region: 110-709 (199 amino acids)
Biological process (GO): Ras protein signal transduction
Cellular component (GO): plasma membrane
Molecular function (GO): GDP binding; calmodulin binding; GTPase activity
Source: RefSeq, a predicted model, not a curated record
UGCCUGAGCGAGCGGGGCCGGGAAAACCAAGGGGGGGGAAACCGCGGAAAACUCGGGGAAAAAGCGGGGGGAAAACCGGGGGAAGGGAGGGAGGGAGGGGUGGGGGGCGAUGGACUCCGGAGCCCGCCCGGGCGGCGGCGGCGGCCCCGGCGCGGGGCAGAACCGCGAGUACAAACUGGUGAUGCUCGGGGCGGGCGGCGUCGGCAAGAGCGAGGACGCCUAUAAAAUCCGGAUCCGCAUCGACGACGAACCUGCCAACCUGGACAUCCUGGACACGGCGGGGCAGGCGGAAUUCACGGCCAUGAGGGAUCAGUACAUGAGGGCCGGGGAGGGAUUCAUCAUCUGCUACUCCAUCACCGACCGGCGCAGCUUCCACGAGGUGCGCGAGUUCCGGCAGCUCAUCUACCGCGUGCGCCGCACCGACGACACGCCCGCCGUGCUCGUGGGCAACAAAUCCGACCUGGCACAGCUGCGACAGGUGUCCAAGGAGGAAGGCUCUGCCCUGGCCCGGGAGUUCAACUGCCCCUUCUUCGAGACGUCGGCGGCGUUCCGGUACUACAUCGACGACGUGUUCCACGCCCUGGUGAGGGAGAUCCGCCGCAAGGAGAGGGAGGCCGUGAUGGCCAUGGAGAAGAAAUCCAAGCCCAAGAGCAGCGUGUGGAAGAGGCUCAAGUCGCCCUUCCGCAGGAAGAAGGACUCGGUCACCUGAGCCGGGAGGGGGAAAAAGUUCCUCUGGGAAAAAACGGAACGAGAGCGGCGGGAACGGCUCAGGGACAACAACCCUGAGGGGACUCCGGGAGGGAGCGAGUGACUCUGCCCGUUAUUUCUGUUUAGGAUGAGAUUCCCUUCCUUCUGGAUCUUGGACUUUGGACACAGUGAUGGUUUUCCUCCUGUUUGUUGCCAUUUUUCCCUCGCCGGG